AUGGCGCCAACCGAACAUGAAGAUCUCGUCUUCUACCCGGCGUUCUGCUUCAAGGCGUCUCCUACCCACUUCGCCUGGGUAAAGAUGAUGGCGACGGAUGUGCAUCGGCUCAAGAGACGGCCGGAGUUCGGAGACCAAUCCAUCCUCUUCUACCAAAACCACCCCAUCCGAUUCGUCUCCGUAGCCGGCAUCAUCAUCGCAAGGACUGAAUACCCACGUCUCACCAUCCUAACGCUCGAUGACAGCAGCGGCGCCACAAUUGACAUCGUCGUUUACAAAGCCGACCCGACGACAACAGCAGCAGCAGCCGCUGCACAGGACUCCUCAGUCUCAGCCUCCGUUUCAGGCCCAGGUCAAGGCACAAGGCAACCACCACCAUCCAAUGGCUCAAUCCAAUCGCAGUGGACAACGACCCACGUCGCUGCCACGGACCGGAACUCAGCCGUGAACAUCACCUCACUGGUCCCCGGCGCCGUCGCCCAGAUCAAAGGGACUCUGUCAAUGUUCCGGUCCACGGUACAGCUGCAGCUCGAGCGCGUCUUCGUAGUCCGGGGCACGAGCGCCGAAAUGCGCUUCCUGGACCAAUGCUGUCGAUUCUUGGUCGAGGUGUUGGCUGUGCCGUGGAGGUUGGGUGAGGAUGAAAUAAUGCAGUUGCGGGUCGAGGCAGAUGAGGAAGAAGAGAAGAUUGAGGAGGAGCAGGCGAGGAUGAAGAAAAGGCAGAGGAAACGCCUGGAGCGCGAGGAGAAGGAUCAGCGGAGGAUUCAGAAGUUGUGGGAGCAUGAAGAGAGGAAUAGGGAGAAGGAGGCGGUUAUCUGUAAGGAUGCUGGCGCGAAAACCAUGUAUGAGAUUCGCAAGAGGCAGACGGGAGUUGAGCGGUGA
Molecule: messenger RNA, 879 nt
Organism: Aspergillus melleus
Lineage: Eukaryota; Fungi; Ascomycota; Eurotiomycetes; Eurotiales; Aspergillaceae
Product: OB-fold domain-containing protein
Exons: 2
Coding region: 1-879 (292 amino acids)
Source: RefSeq, a predicted model, not a curated record